GGAGGAGGAAAAAACUAGAGGGUGGAAGACGACGGCUCCUGGAGUCCAUAAGAAAAGAGGGAGGAGGAAAGGAGGCGGCAGUCGGCAGCGAGAAUGGCGUGCUCUCCCUCUCCCCGCCUCUUCAACCGCGCGUCGGUUCUCCCCCCUGCUUCUUCUUCUUCCUCGGUUGGGCGUGUGUGCUCGGCUCCGUCCACGUUCGGAUGGACCAUCCAAUACAAGCAACCAGGACAUACAUUGUAUGGAAGAAGCCAUGUGCCCAGCUUCCUGGCUCUUGCUAGUGCAGAUGCACCACAAGGCAAAAGAAGUUCAGGUCAGAAUGUGGUAAUGGUUGAUCCACUGGAAGCUAAGCGCUUAGCAGUGAAACAAAUGCAAGAAAUCCGUGCGAGAGAAAAGCUGAAGAACCGUCGCCGAGCAGAAGCAAUUAACGGUGCAUUGGCAAUGAUAGGACUGACUGCAGGAGCGGUAUUGGAAGGCCGUACAGGAAAAGGUAUCUUGGGGCAGCUAGCAGGAUAUCUGGCGGCUCUAUCUAGUUUAUUUGGACAAUAACAUAUCUCCGUAGACCAUUUUUGCAUGUCCAAUGACCUACUCAGCUACUCCUAUAUGGCCUGGUCUGAAAAUCAAACAUUGCACUUGCAGUGUUUUCCAUGUACUCAACAGCUUCUCUGCCAUCUUUUUACUCAAAACUUUGAGAGAGUAGUUGAGAAGUGCUAGAAGCCUUGUUCGGUAUACUCGGUUUAUAGCAUUUGCAUUGUAAUAGAUGCCAAUGUUAUUUUUUUUAGGGAAACACAGCAAGAGAGUGUUAUAUUGUAAUUAUAAAUUUAAAAACUUUGUGAUGUUCAACCAUCGAGGGGGGAACAUAACAAGAGGAAUAUUUGAAAAUAUUGUCUGACCACUCAGAUAACUGUUCUUUGUAUUUACUUGUUUACUCUA
Messenger RNA from Brachypodium distachyon (stiff brome), 930 nucleotides. RefSeq lists its product as uncharacterized. Lineage: Eukaryota; Viridiplantae; Streptophyta; Magnoliopsida; Poales; Poaceae. The transcript is spliced from 5 exons. The record is from RefSeq and is a predicted model, not a curated record. Bases 94 to 546 code for a protein of 150 amino acids. Gene Ontology annotation, cellular component: chloroplast thylakoid membrane.